This is a messenger RNA of Pipistrellus nathusii (Nathusius's pipistrelle), 1305 nucleotides long. Lineage: Eukaryota; Metazoa; Chordata; Mammalia; Chiroptera; Vespertilionidae. The record is from the annotation of a GenBank genome assembly.
AUGGACACAGCUAGCCAUAGCCUUGUCCUUCUGCAGCAGCUGAACAUGCAACGAGAAUUUGGUUUUCUGUGUGAUUGCACAGUUGCUAUUGGAGAUGUUUACUUCAAAGCCCACAGAGCAGUGCUUGCUGCUUUUUCUAACUAUUUCAAGAUGAUAUUUAUUCACCAAACAAGUGAAUGCAUAAAAAUACAACCAACUGAUAUCCAGCCUGACAUAUUCAGCUAUUUGUUGCACAUUAUGUACACGGGGAAAGGACCAAAACAGAUUGUGGAUCAUAGUCGUUUGGAGGAAGGGAUUCGCUUUCUUCAUGCCGACUACCUUUCUCACAUUGCGACUGAAAUGAAUCAAGUGUUCUCACCAGAGACUGUGCAGUCCUCAAAUCUGUAUGGCAUCCAAAUCUCAACAACCCAAAAGACAGCUGCCAAGCAAGGGCUGGAGGUCAAAGAAACUCUUUCCAAUAACGGUGGAAACAGAGCCGCUGUCCAGAGUGACCACCCCCAGUUGCAGCUUUCUCUUGCUAUUGGGCUGGAUGAUGGCACUGACCAGCAGAAGGUCCAUCCUGCAGCCCAGGCCUUGGAGGAACACCAGAAGCCUCCAGUGUCCAUCAAGCAGGAGAGAGAUGACCCAGAAUCCGUGAUCUCCCAGAGCCACUCCUCAUCCUCAUCCGAGAUGACAGGCCCCACUUUCACCGAAAGUGGUAUCAAAAUUCACUUAUGCCAUUACUGUGGAGAACGUUUUGAUUCUCGUGGUAACCUAAGACAACAUCUCCAUACCCAUGUAUCUGGAUCCCUCCCAUUUGGUGUCCCUGCUUCUAUUCUGGAAAGUAAUGACCUUGGUGAAGUGCACCCACUUAAUGAAAAUAACGAAGCUCUUGAAUGCCGCAGGCUCAGCUCCUUCAUUGUUAAGGAAAAUGAGCAACAGCCUGACCACUCAAACCGGGGUACCACAGAGCCUUUGCAGAUCAGUCAAGUGUCUUUGAUCUCCAAAGACACAGAGCCAGUAGAAUUAAACUGCAAUUUUUCUUUUUCAAGGAAAAGAAAAAUAAGUUGUACCAUCUGUGGUCAUAAGUUUCUUCGAAAGAAUCAGUUGCUGGAACACAUGUAUACACACAGAGGUAGAUCUUACAGAUAUAGCCGAUGUCAAAGGUUUGGUAACGCAUUAACCCAGAGAUUCCAGCCGUAUUGUGAAAGCUGGUCUGAUGUCCCCCUGAAAAGUUCUCGCUUGUCGCAAGAACAGUUAGACUCAUCUCGUGCCUUGGAGUCAGAGCUCACACAGGAAAACGUGGACACUAUUCUAGUUGAGUAG